AUGUGCAGCUCCAGUGAGCGUGACCUGGAAGACGACAUCCCCCUGGAGCGUGACCUGGAAGACGACAUCCCCCUGGAGCGUGACCUGGAAGACGACAUCCCCCUGGAGCGUGACCUGGAAGACGACAUCCCCCUGGAGUGUGACCUGGAAGACGACAUCCCCCUGGAGCGUGACCUGGAAGACAUCCCCCUGGAGCGUGACCUGGAAGACAUCCCCCUGGAGCGUGACCUGGAAGACAUCCCCCUGGAGUGUGACCUGGAAGAAGACAUCCCCCUGGAGCGUGACCUGGAAGACAUCCCCCUGGAGCGUGACCUGGAAGACAUCCCCCUGGAGUGUGACCUGGAAGACAUCCCCCUGGAGCGUGACCUGGAAGACAUCCCCCUGGAGCGUGACCUGGAAGACAUCCCCCUGGAGUGUGACCUGGAAGACAUCCCCCUGGAGCGUGACCUGGAAGACAUCCCCCUGGAGCGUGACCUGGAAGACAUCCCCCUGGAGGAUGACGACCCAAACAGCAUCGAGUUCAAAAUCCUGGCCUUCUACGCCAGACACCAUGUCUUCAGAAGCCCUCCAGCUGUCUUCUCACCCAAGCUCUCCAGAACAAGAAGUUUGUCCCAGAAAGCACUGUUGACUUGGUCACCUGAUUCAUGGACACAGGUGUCAGUGCCUUGCAGAAGCUCCCCCUCCAGUGAAAAGCACAUAAGCCUUGGCAAGAAGAAGUCUUCUUGGAGAACAUUCUUCAGAGCGGCGGAGAAGGAGGAAGGCCCACCGAGCUCCCCAAAGGAGGUCCGUACUCAAGGUGUUCAGGGCCCCUUCGCAGUAGAGCAUCAGAGCGGCUUCCACAGCCAGCCCUGGGCCAGGUCUCUUUCCAGUGUGGAGCAGCGCCUGGAGAGUGAAGCUGUAGACCCCAAAGUUGCUUGUAUCGCUAACCGAGUGGCUGAAAUCGUGUACUCCUGGCCGCCACCAGAAGAGUACCACAACCAGGGAGGCAGCUUCAAGUUCAAAGAGAGUGCCCCAGAGCAUCUGUACCUUCGAUUUGAAGGUGCUCAAUCUAGAACUUGCGAUUCAAAGAAAGACGGAGAGGAUCAAGUAAUAAACAAAAUUGUUGAGCUGCUGAAAUACUCAGGGGAUCAGCUGGGAAGAGAGAUGAAGAAAGACAAGGCUUUGAUGAGUAGCUUCCAGGAUGGGCUGUCCUACUCAGUGUUCAAGACUAUCACGAACCUGUUCCUGAGGGAUGUAGACACCAGAGGAGAAUCAGAAGUCAAAGCACAAGGCUUUAAAGCUGCCCUUGCAAUAGACGCCAUCGCCAAGCUCACAGCCAUCGACAACCACCCAAUGAAUAGGAUGCUGGGCUUUGGCACCAAGUACCUAAAAGAGUACUUCUCCCCCUGGGUGCAGCAGAAUGGUGGAUGGACAUUCCUAACUAUUCACAAUUUCCCAAAUGUGUCCUGCAUUCCCACACCUCGGAUCCCGAACAACGUCCUCUCCUCUUGGAAUGCGCUUGCCUGCCAGCCUCCUUUCCCCAGGGUUCUCCGGAUCCAAAUUUACUCCUUUAUUCCACCCCCGCCUUCCCCGCUUCCCCCGUGCGUCAUUUACGGACUCUCUGUUGGCUGCCAUGGGGUUGUAUCUGGAUGUCUUUCCUCGAGAGGGAUCCAAAGCACCCUUUCUGUAGACAAUGGAUUUAGUGCGCUGCACCUUAUGAACUGGCAGACGCAGCCUUUUUCAGCAGCACGGGAACUCUCUUGUGUCGUUUGA
Messenger RNA from Chionomys nivalis (European snow vole), 1752 nucleotides. RefSeq names its product BCL2 like 14 (gene Bcl2l14). The record is from RefSeq and is a predicted model, not a curated record. Gene Ontology annotation, biological process: regulation of apoptotic process. Bases 1 to 1752 code for a protein of 583 amino acids. Lineage: Eukaryota; Metazoa; Chordata; Mammalia; Rodentia; Cricetidae. The transcript has 5 exons.